Molecule: messenger RNA, 781 nt
Organism: Limulus polyphemus (Atlantic horseshoe crab)
Lineage: Eukaryota; Metazoa; Arthropoda; Merostomata; Xiphosura; Limulidae
Product: sortilin-related receptor-like
Exons: 6
Molecular function (GO): protein binding
Source: RefSeq, a predicted model, not a curated record
AUGUUCUUGGGGUCCUCAUGUAAGUCGUCGUUUGUCUGCCUUCUGUUUAUUUCGAACAGUUUCUGUGACUCAGAUAACGGAAUCUGCAGCUGUCGUCCAUAUCACGUACAGUACAAUGACUCUACGUGCCUUCCUCCUUCUCUGCUAGGAUUUGGAUGUGCUGUCGAUGACCAGUGUAGAGAGAAAGUAAAGAACAGUCAGUGUAUCAGCGGUUUGUGCGGUUGUCGACCAAAUUUCAUUCCACUGAGACGAGACAAAUGCUUACCAGUGGCAAAAGUAGGAGAAUAUUGCCUUAAUCACGAACAAUGUCGCCUUUCAGACAAAUACAGUCACUGUGAUUGGAUAAUUCCUAAUAUCUACGGAAAAUGCCGGUGUCCAUUGGGAUACUUGUAUAGAGAUGAUGAACGCUGUUUACCUCAAUGUCCACUGCAAACUUUUCAGUGUAAUGACGGGACAUGUCUCUCCCGAUCAGCAGUGUGUAAUGGCAAAUGGGAAUGUCCAGAUGGCAGCGACGAGGCCAGGUGUUAUAAAGGAAUAUCCUGUGAUAAACAUUCUUUUCAAUGUGCAAAUGGUCAGUGUUUUCCACAGUUUGUUUUAUGCAACGCAGUAACAGACUGCUUAGAUGGAAGCGACGAGUUUGAAGCCAUGUGCGCAAAAGGUGAAAAGUGCCCUAGCAAUGGAUAUCAGUGUAACAACGGUCAGUGUCGGUCUACAGCUAUCCUGUGUAGUGGGUUAGAUGGUUGUGGGGACAACAGUGACGAAGAAAGGUGUGAAGUGUGUU